Pseudozyma flocculosa PF-1 is the source of this 1236-nucleotide messenger RNA. RefSeq lists its product as uncharacterized. The coding region runs from base 1 to 1236 and encodes 411 amino acids. The transcript has 2 exons. Gene Ontology annotation, biological process: aromatic amino acid biosynthetic process. The record is from RefSeq and is a predicted model, not a curated record. Gene Ontology annotation, cellular component: cytoplasm. NCBI's taxonomy places the organism in Eukaryota, Fungi, Basidiomycota, Ustilaginomycetes, Ustilaginales, Ustilaginaceae. Gene Ontology annotation, molecular function: 3-deoxy-7-phosphoheptulonate synthase activity.
AUGGCCCAGCCCAUGUCGUACAAGGAGGCGCUCAACGAGCUCGACGACCGGCGCAUCAAGAGCAUCAAGCCCCUCCUCCCGCCCCAGAUCCUCGUCGAAGACUACCCGCUCUCGCUCAAGGCCGCACAGACCGUCGCGUCCGGUCGCAAGGCCACAGAGGAAAUCGUCAGGCAGGAGGAUGACCGCCUCCUCGUCGUCGUCGGCCCCUGCUCCAUCCACGACGUCAGGGCCGGCCUCGAGUACGCAAAGAAGCUCGCAGAAUACGCAAAGACGGCAAAGGCGGACCUUCACAUUGUCAUGAGAGUCUACUUUGAAAAGCCCAGGACCACCGUCGGAUGGAAGGGCCUCAUCAAUGACCCCAACCUCAACGGCUCGUUCCAGAUCAACAAGGGCCUCCGCCUUGCGCGCGGCUUCCUGCUCGAGGUGGCCAACCUCGGCCUGCCCGCCGGCACCGAGUUCCUCGACACCAUCUCGCCCCAGUACACGGCCGACCUCAUCUCAUGGGGCGCCAUUGGCGCGCGCACCACCGAGUCCCAGGUGCACCGCGAGCUCUCGUCGGGCCUCUCGAUGCCCAUCGGCUUCAAGAACGGCACCGACGGCAGCAUCUCGAUCGCCGUCGACGCCAUCAAGUCGGCCUCGUCCGAGCACGUCUUCCUCUCGGUCACAAAGCAGGGCAUCUCGGCCAUUGUCGAGACCAACGGCAACGACGCCUGCCACGUCAUCCUCCGCGGCGCAAACACCGGGCCCAACUACUCGCCCGACCACGUCCGCGACGUCUCGGCCAAGCUGGCAAAGGGAUCGCUGCCCCAGCGCAUCAUGAUUGACUGCUCGCACGGCAACAGCGAAAAGAAGCACGAGAACCAGAUGAAGGUCGUCGACUCGGUCGUCGAGCAGCUCGGCGCCGGGACAGACGAGAGCUGCCACAUCUUUGGCGUCAUGAUUGAGAGCAACCUGCAGGCGGGCAAGCAGAGCAUCCCCGCCGAGGGCCCCACGGCGCUGCGCUACGGCCAGUCGAUCACCGACGCCUGCAUCGACUGGCAGACGACCGUCGAGGCGCUCGACAAGCUGCGCCGGGGCGUCCAGACCCGGCGGCAGAAUGCGCCCAACGCCUUCCGCGCCAGGAUGAGCCGCAGCUCGAGCUCCGAGGGCGUCAACGACCACUUCCUCAAGGCCGGCUCGCAGGAGGCCAACCAGGGCUUCAACGACAGCGUCCUCCCCACCCUCGGCAGGAGCUGA